CCGGCGGGCCCGGGGCGCGGAGCGGGCGCUGCCGGCGGGGAGCGCUGCCCGCGGCAUGGCCCUGGCCCCGGCCCCGGCCCCGGCCGGGCUCCCGCCGGGGGGCACCUCGGCGGGGGACAUGGAGCGCUACUACCGCCUGCUCCGCGCCGCCGCGAUGCUGGAGGCCGCCGCCGCCGAAACUGCAGUACCCAUCUGUGCAAAGGACAUCAGUGAUGAUCUGAUGAAGGAGUUUGCUUUUCUGUCUGGUGGAAGGGGCAAGGACAAGGCGUGGAUCAUCACCCUCCCUGACAACGCUGGCUUCAACCAGGUGCCCGAGGAGAGCGUGGCCAAAGUCCUGACCUACCUGACGUCUGUCCCCAGUCAGCAUGAGUCUGACACUAAAUUUAUCCUAAUCCUGGACAGAAGACUGGACACAUGGACAUCAGUCAAAACGACUCUCCAAAAAAUAGCAGCAUCCUUCCCAGGGAACCUGCACUUGGUGAUGGUUCUGCGGCCCACGGGGUUUUUCCAGCGCACCUUCACCGACAUCGGCUUUCGCUUCAGCCAGGAGGAUUUCCUGCUCAAGUUACCGGUGGUGAUGCUGAGCUCGGUCAGUGACCUGCUGGCCUACAUUGAGGAGCAGCAGCUGACCCCAGAGCUCGGGGGCACCCUGGAGUACUGCCACAGCGAGUGGGUCAUCUUCAGGACGGCCAUAGAGAGCUUUGCCCUGACUGUGAAGGAGAUUGCCCAGAUGCUGCAGAGCUUCGGCACGGAGCUGGCGGAGACCGAGCUGCCCGAGGACAUGUUCUGCAUCGAGCGGCUGCUGGCCCUGCGCGCCGAGCGCUACUGCCAGCUCAAGGAAGAAAUUACAGCAGUCACAAAAGAGGGAAAGCUGCUUUUGAGCAGUUUUGAAGAGCCGGACUCAGGGGAGUGCAGCCAGGACCAGCAGCAGGAGAGGCCUGGGGACUGGGAGACGGUGAAUCGGUUGCUUGGUCAGCUGCGUGAGAUGGAGACUGCUUUUGAUGGCUUCUGGGAAAAGCACCAGUUAAAAAUGGAGCAGUAUUUACAACUCUGGAAGUUUGAGCAAAGUUUUCAAGAGGUGAAGAGUGCCAUUGAGUUUUUGAUGGCUCAGCAGGCGGAGCUGCCCGACACCGGCGACAGCGUCCCCCAGGUGAAACAGAGGCUCAAGGAGCUGGAGCAUUUCGAGGGCAUGGCUCAGGAGCUGAUGGGGAAGGCUCAGGUGGUGAUCCUGCACGGACACCAGCUGGCAGCCAACCACCACUAUGCCCUGAACCUGAUCUGCCAGCAGUGCAACGAGCUGCGGCACCACUGCGACCUCCUGGCUGAGCACAGCAAGAGGAAGCAGGAGCGCCUGCAGAAGACCUUGGACCUCCACACCCGCCUUCAGCAGGCUCUGCAGUGCUGUGAUGAAGGUGCCUACCUGCUCGCCAACCAGCAGAUGGACAAGUGCCAGUCUAAAGAAGGCGCUCAGAAAGCACUCCAGGACAUAGAAAGAUUUCUUGAAAGCUCCUCAUCCUACUUAAACCAUGAUCCCCAAGCCCUACAGUACGACUUUGAGUCAGUGUUAACAUCUGAGUUGAAGUGCCAGAUCCAGGCGGUGCAGGUGAAGCUGGAGAACGUUCGCAGCAUGUUUGAGAACAGGCAGGCCUGCUUCAGGAGGCUGCUGGACAAGCACGUCAGGCCCGUGCAGCUCGUGGCUCCCCGGCCAGAGAACCCACCCCGAGCAAAGUCACCCUUGUUCUCUCCUAAGCACGGUGUAGAUUUUAAUUCCAGUUUGAAAUUUUCAUUUGAUCUCUCUCUCCCUGGGAAGAAAACUUCAAGAAAAACUCCAAGUUCUCGCAAGAUCGAGGUCAUGCACGACUACCAGGAGAAGAGGAAUUCCUUGCAGUACUUCAUUUCAGACAGUGAUGACAGCCUGGAUGUGCUGAAAGGCCACGUCAUAAAUGAGCUGGUAGAGACAGAGAGAGUGUAUGUGGAGGAGCUCUUCACUGUUCUGACGGGCUACAGAGCUGAGAUGGAUAACCCUGCCAUGCUGGUGCUGCUGCCCCCCGUGCUGAGGAGCAGGAAGGACGUUCUCUUCGGGAACAUGCCCGAGAUCUACGACUUCCACAACAAAAUUUUCCUGCACAGUCUGGAGAGCUGCCUGGGAGCGCCUGAGAGAGUGGGAUGCUGUUUCCUAGACAGGAGGGAGGAUUUCCAGAUGUACGAGAAGUACUGCCAGAACAAGCCCCGCUCCGAGUCCCUGUGGAGGCAGUGCUCCGAGAGCUCCUUCUUCCAGGAAUGCCAAAGAAAACUGGAGCACAAGCUGGGGCUGGAUUCCUAUCUGCUCAAGCCAGUGCAGCGCCUGACAAAGUACCAGCUCCUUCUGAAGGAGCUGCUAAAGUACAGCACGAGCUGUGACGGAGUUCAGGAACUCCAAGAAGCUCUGGUUGCAAUGCUGGAUUUGCUGAAGUCAGUCAAUGACUCUAUGCAUCAGAUUUCCAUCACAGGAUAUGAUGGUGACCUGAGCGAGCUGGGGAAGGUAUUGAUGCAGGGAUCUUUCAGUGUUUGGGCAGGACACCGAAAAGGGCCCACAAAAAUGAAGGACCUGGCCAGGUUCAAGCCCAUGCAGAGGCACCUGUUUCUGUAUGAGAAGGCCUUGGUCUUCUGCAAGAAGAGAGAGGAGCACGGAGAUGGCUAUGACAAAACCUCAUCUUACAGCUUUAAGCACUUUCUGAAAAUGAAUGCAGUUGGGAUAACUGAGAAUGUGAAAGGAGACCAUCGGAAAUUUGAGAUCUGGUACAGUGGGAGAGAGGAGGUGUAUGUGGUGCAGGCCCAAACAGUAGAUCUGAAGAUGGCAUGGUUGAAUGAAAUAAGGAAAAUUUUGUUCAAGCAGCAAGAGCUUAUAAAAGCAGGGGAGAAGCAGCAGCCUGGCUCGUGCUCGGAGCAGCUCCAGCUCUCCUCCCAGCUGGGGGACAGGAAGCAGCAGAGAGCCUCCAUCAGCUCAGAGGAGAACGACUCGGAGCGCACCAGCCCGGUGAUGCUGGACAGCGGGCUGCUGUCCCCCCAGAACAAACCCCACAGAAGCUGGCCGGGAAUGUCGCAGUCGCUGGAGAUCUGCGAGGGGCUGGAGGAGUGGGCGGGCCAGCAGUACCUGUGCAGCUGCUCCGACACCGAGGAGGACGAGGGCAGCCAGCUGUCUCCAGGAAAAUACAAAGCCCUUGCAGACUGCAAGAGGAGAGGAUCAGAGGACCUGCUGGUGAAGAACGGGGAUGAAAUUCAGCUCUUGCAUGAAGAUGGUGAGGGGCAGUGGUUGGUGAAAAACCUCAACAGAAGAAAAGAAGGCUGGAUUCCCGUGCACAGCCUGCAGAUUGUAGUCGGUGACUGCAGAUUUCGGAAUGCCAAAGUUGCAGAUUUCAUUGCGAGAGCACUGGGUAGAAGACCGGGGAGAAGAGAUGGAGUCUGACCAGGGAUUCCUGUGACUGUUCUCCUCCUCCCUGCUGUAGCUCACACCCCGUGUGAGCAGGAGGCACCUAAGCCAAAUCUCCUCCUGCUGCUAAAGACAUCGUGGCCUGAGCCCAGCACUCUAAAGGCAAUACUUCCUCCUGCUGCCUCCCUCCUGCCCUCACUGCUGCCUGCUGGUUAAUCCACCCUUAGAUAAAGUGUAUUAUAAACAGGUUUCCAGGCUUCAGCCAAAGGCUUGGAGUCUGCAGACCCAGAGUUCUCAUUUUCUAGCUGUAACUGUACAUAGAAAUAGACAGGGAAGCAUAAGAGAUGACACAAGAAAAUGCCUUAAGAGCAGCCUGUUGCCCUUGCCGUGUCUGCAGUGUCACUGCUCCAUGUGUUGCCUCAUCACCACGCUGUCCUCUGCAAAUGGGACACCAGGGCUGGAGAUGGAACAGCUCAGGAAGCCCACACAGACUUAGUCCAUUAAAAAAAAAUUAAAAUUACUAGCUAUAACUGUAUGAAGCAAAUCUUGCACGGAGAUUUCUCUUUAAAUAAUUCUUUCUGUCAGAAUAUUUUUUUUUUUAUGAAUGUGAAGGAAGCCAUCUGAGAGGCUUAACAUUCCAGCCAGCUCUUGAUGGUUUUUGGUAUAUUUCAGUGAAAUCCAUCCUAUACAGGAAGGUGUUUUUCAUCCCCUUUGUUGCAGGGCAGUCAAAUCUCCCAGGUUGAAGGUUUGCUGAUUUUCUGUAAGGGGUAGUUUGCUAGCCAAUGUUCAGAGUUUACUGGCACCUUGCAGUUAUGGCUCCCUUGAUGUCCUCUCCAUGUAUAACUACCCCAUCUCCCCAGGUCCUAUGCAGAAGGGUUUUCCAGCUGUGAAUGCAUCUCACAAAAAGCUGCUGGGAAACUUUGAGCCCUGCUUUGCAUUGUCAGUGCUCAUAUCCCCCAAAACCUAGAGACUGUCAGCUCAGGGCUGGUUUCUAAAGCUGCUGAGUACAACCUGAGGGGGAUGGCACGGGGUGAAACCACAGAAAAUGCCUCCUGUCAGUGCCACACCACUGCCAGGCACCCCAGAGCCGUGUCCCCCAGCUGAGAGCGCUGGGGCUCUGUUUUCCCUGCGGAGGUAGCUGCUCUCUUUGCUGUUUCUGGAGGUAGCUGCUCUCUUUGCUGUUUCUGGAGGUAGCUGCUCUCUUUGCUGUUUCUGAUGGUGCCUGCAGUCCCAAGGCACGAGUCUAAUCUUGCACACCCUCCAGGAAAGACUGGGGCAUGAUGUGGGAUGUUCUCUGCUGUAUCCUAGAGCUACUCCUAGAGCUUUUCAGCAGCGUGUCCUUACAGCCAUAAGCAACUUGCACUCUGAAAAUUGAUUUUCAUGCAGUAUUCUGCACUCAGCCAUUGCCUUUACCCUGGGGCUGGUCCCUUCCCCCUGCAGUGACUCCCUGGCAGUGUCUGGGCUCUCUCCUGCUUCUUCAGAAGAUGGAGCUCUUGUUCCAGUUAGCAGAGGGAGAGUUAGGCAGCCGAGCAGGGCAGGAGGAGCCUCAGAUCCCUCAGGGACUGUGAGCUGCUUGUGCUGAGGUGCUGCUUUGCAUGUCAGCAAUGUAAACUUGACUAACACGUUGUGGGAUCCCCCAGAGCUUGGAGAGUGUUGGAGAAACUUCAGUGCUGGGGGAGAGGCAGUUCUGGCAUUUUGUGGGGGCAGUGCCUGUCUGACUGCUCUGCUCCAGGUUCCUCUAAUUAAAACUCCAUGUCCAGUCACAGAAUUUCAGAGCAGAAUUCAUACAAAUCUGGGGCUUGGGAUUUUUUCAGGGUGAAGCCUUUAUCUGAAUAAAUUACCUUCCCAUUUCUGCUUAGAUUUAUCCCCCUGUGGGGGCCCAGCACAGGAUGGCUGAUACCUGCAUGCCUACCAGCUGUUCCUCUCCCUCCUGCUAAUGAUUGCAGUGUUGAGCCAGUACAGAUCACGAGGAAGUUACAGGGAACUCUUUGCUGUCCAUUUGAAGUUAGCAGAGGGGUGUUUGGUAAAUACCUCACUCCCCAGCCAUUCCAGCUCUGCAAAUCCAUGGUCCCGUGUAAAUCUUGGCCUGGAUAGAGCCAUGAGGUUCUCUGGGAGGAAGGUGGCUGCCUUGGAGAUCACUUGGAAAAUGAGUUUUCCUUCUGGUGUGCCUCUAGCUGUAAGUUCUGAGAUUAGUCCUUGCUGCUUUCUUCCAGACACAUUUAUUCUCUCUGCUGUGCAAACCCAUGGUGGAUUUUUUACUGUGCAUGAUGAAGGAGCAGUGUUGUAUUGCAGGUGGUAACAUGCAGAGCUCAAAACGAACAAUAUUUGGAGAGAACUGUGCUCAGAAAGAGCCAUACUCAGAGUGUAACUGCGGCUGAGGCUCACCCAUGUGCUGGUAGUUUCAGGGGCCUUGCAGGGGUCAGGCAUUGCCUGGUUAACUGGCUUGGCUUUUCCAUGAAUUAACACAGAGAAGCAAGAUUAGCUCUUCAUUUCAGGGAAGGCUGGGGCUCCAGCAUUGCAAUCCCAACUCCCCUUCUGCACUGGAGCAGGAGACAAACCAUUUCUGCAUGUGCCUUGGUGGCCUGGGUGGCCAGUGUGCCAGGAUGACACUGUGCAGCCCUGGCAGGUCUGUGCCAGUGAAGGGAAGGGGUCCCAGCUGCACUGCAGCACCCAGGGCAGGGCUUGGAACCAGAUUCCUUCAGAGCUCUCCUCCUGCCCAAGCCAUCCUGGUGAUUUGAGGUGGGCACAGCUCCUGUUCUACGUGCCAGACCCUCUCCUAGUUUAUUUAACAUCCUGCUUGCCACAUCCUCUGCUCCAAGCCUUAGGGGGAUCCCCUGUGCCUGCUCUCCAUGCCAAAGAGCUGAGUAGAGGUUUCUCCCUGCUGGCAGUGCCUGAAGGACUGAGCUUGCAUGUCCUGUGUCCCCUGGGCAGGGCACUGGGAUUGUCCUGUGCUCCCUGG
Motacilla alba alba is the source of this 6368-nucleotide messenger RNA. It is a transcript of the gene MCF2, whose product is annotated as MCF.2 cell line derived transforming sequence. Gene Ontology annotation, biological process: dendrite development; intracellular signal transduction. Gene Ontology annotation, cellular component: cytoplasm. Gene Ontology annotation, molecular function: guanyl-nucleotide exchange factor activity; protein binding. Bases 56 to 3445 code for a protein of 1129 amino acids. NCBI's taxonomy places the organism in Eukaryota, Metazoa, Chordata, Aves, Passeriformes, Motacillidae. The record is from RefSeq and is a predicted model, not a curated record. The transcript has 30 exons.